Messenger RNA from Rhodamnia argentea, 1324 nucleotides. Its product is annotated as abscisic acid receptor PYL4-like. Gene Ontology annotation, cellular component: cytoplasm; nucleus. The coding region runs from base 96 to 830 and encodes 244 amino acids. The record is from RefSeq and is a predicted model, not a curated record. Lineage: Eukaryota; Viridiplantae; Streptophyta; Magnoliopsida; Myrtales; Myrtaceae. Gene Ontology annotation, biological process: abscisic acid-activated signaling pathway. Gene Ontology annotation, molecular function: abscisic acid binding; protein phosphatase inhibitor activity; signaling receptor activity. The transcript has a single exon.
AGCUAAACUAGUGCAAGUGGAGAAGAAAAAAUGAAAGUUGAAACCCUUCUUUUUCUUGCUUUUCCUCUUUACUAACUCCCCAUGAAUUCACCUACAUGCAUAUAAACCCUAGCUUUCUUCUCCGUUCAGAUACAGAGAGGAAGCCCAGAAAGAUCGAAGAAAUCCCAAAAAGAAUGCCUUCAUCACUGCAACUACAUCGAAUCAACCCCUCCCAUCCCACCACUGUAACCACCGCCGCCAUCGCCACGAACUUCCACAAGCAAAUAAAGAUAGUUGAUGUCGCCAGCCGAGCCGACGGGCUACCUCGCUUCGAGCUGGUGCCGGAAUCCGUGGCCCAGUGCCACAGCCACGCGGUAGCCCCGAACCGGUGCUGCUCCGCCGUGGUCCAGACCGUCGACGCGCCCGUCUCCGCCGUGUGGUCCGUGGUCCGCCGCUUCGACAACCCGCAGGCCUACAAGCACUUCCUCAAGAGCUGCCACGUGAUCGAUGGCAACGGCGAUGUGGGGAGCCUCAGGGAGGUGCACGUGGUGUCGGGCCUCCCGGCAGUUUCAAGCAUGGAGAGGCUCGAGAUCCUCGACGAUGAGCAGCACGUGAUGAGUUUUAGCAUUGUCGGGGGCGACCACCGGCUCGCGAACUACCGGUCGGUGACCACGCUCCACUCCACGUCGGAUGGGUCGGGUACGGUGGUGAUCGAGUCCUACGUGGUCGAUGUCCCUGACGGUAACACUAAGGAAGACACCUGCGUUUUUGCGGAUACGAUUGUUAGGUGCAAUUUGCAGUCUUUGGCGCAGAUCUUCGAGAGCUCAGCCAAGAGAAGCCAGCUAAAAUAAGCAUGCUCAUCAUCAUCGUCAGAUCAUCAUCAUCGUCAUUUGAAGUUUUAAUUGGUGGUUCGCUUUGUUUUUGUUUCUGAUGCGGGUCAGGUGCGCAGACCUCGGGUACCCGGCAGGCAUUGGGAAUUCAUUUAGCUUUUCAAGCUAUCUCAUCUCAGGUUGCACAUGGUAGAAGAUGAUAGAAUAUUACCACUGGUUCCUUUUCUUUCUUCUGGUCCUGUGUCAAUUUGUUGCUUCUCUCUCUCGUUCUCUUUCUCUUUGUAGAGUGUUUCUUCUAUAUAAUUUUGCCCAAAGAAGAAAAGUCAAGAAUUCAUCCUUUUGCUUUUUUGUGCACAUUAUCUGUCUCCCUGCUUUUAAUUUUAACAUUUGGAUAGUUACUAGGUAGUCCUACUUUUGUAGUUUGUUUAUGGAUUUUAGCUGGACAUUGUGAAUUUUCUUGCUGUUCGUAAGUUUACACUUGGGAAAAUCAAUAAAUCCUUAGUUCUUGCAUGAGG